This is a messenger RNA of Mesoplodon densirostris (Blainville's beaked whale), 1389 nucleotides long. It is a transcript of the gene F9, whose product is annotated as coagulation factor IX. Lineage: Eukaryota; Metazoa; Chordata; Mammalia; Artiodactyla; Ziphiidae. Gene Ontology annotation, cellular component: extracellular region. The record is from RefSeq and is a predicted model, not a curated record. Gene Ontology annotation, biological process: blood coagulation; zymogen activation. The coding region runs from base 1 to 1389 and encodes 462 amino acids. Gene Ontology annotation, molecular function: serine-type endopeptidase activity; calcium ion binding. The transcript has 8 exons.
AUGCGGUGCCUGAACAUGAUCAUGGCAGAAUCACCGGGCCUCGUCACCAUCUGCCUUUUAGGAUAUCUACUCAGUGCUGAAUGUACAGUUUUUCUUGAUCGUGAAAGUGCCACCAAAAUUCUGAAUCGGCCAAAGAGGUAUAAUUCAGGUAAAUUGGAAGAGUUUGUUCGAGGGAACCUUGAGAGAGAAUGUAUAGAAGAAAAGUGUAGUUUUGAAGAAGCACGAGAAGUUUUUGAAAACACUGAGAAAACUACUGAAUUUUGGAAGCAAUAUGUUGAUGGAGAUCAGUGUGAGUCCAAUCCAUGUUUAAAUGGCGGCCUGUGCAAGGAUGACAUUAAUUCCUAUGAAUGUUGGUGUCAAGUUGGAUUUGAAGGAAAGAACUGUGAAUUAGAUGCGACAUGCAGCAUUAAGAAUGGCAGAUGCAAGCAGUUUUGUAAAAAGGGCGCUGAUAACAAGGUGGUUUGUUCCUGUACUGCUGGAUACCGACUUGCAGAAGACCACAAGUCCUGCGAACCAGCAGUGCCAUUUCCCUGUGGAAGAGUUUCUGUCUCAAACCCUCGUAUGAAGUUCACCCGUGCUGAGACUAUUUUUUCCAAUAUGGACUAUGAAAAUUCUACUGAAGCUGAAAUAAUUUUGGAUAACAUCACUCAAAGCAACCAAUCAUCCAAUGACGUCAUUCGCAUUGUUGGUGGAGAAGACGCCAUAAGAGGUCAAUUCCCUUGGCAGGUCCUUUUGAGUGAUGAAAUUGAUGGGUUCUGUGGAGGUUCCAUCGUUAAUGAAAAAUGGGUUGUAACUGCAGCCCACUGUAUCAAACCUGGUGUUAAAAUUACUGUUGUCGCAGGUGAGCAUAACACCGAGGAGACAGAAACUACAGAGCAAAAGCGAAACGUGAUCCGUGCUAUUCCUCACCACAGCUACAACGCAUCUGUUAAUAAGUACAGCCAUGACAUUGCCCUUCUGGAACUGGAUGAACCCUUAAUGCUAAAUAGCUACGUAACCCCUAUUUGCAUUGCUGACAGGGAAUACACAAACAUCUUCCUCAAAUUUGGAUAUGGUUAUGUGAGUGGCUGGGGGAGAGUCUUCAACAGAGGGAGAUCGGCUUCAAUUCUUCAGUACCUGAAAGUUCCACUUGUUGACCGAGCUACAUGCCUUCGAUCCACAAAGUUCACCAUCUAUAAUCACAUGUUCUGUGCUGGCUUCCAUGAGGGAGGUAAAGAUUCAUGCCAAGGAGACAGUGGGGGACCCCAUGUUACCGAAGUGGAAGGUACCAGUUUCUUAACUGGAAUUAUUAGCUGGGGCGAAGAGUGUGCAGUGAAAGGAAAAUAUGGAAUAUAUACCAAGGUAUCUCGGUAUGUCAACUGGAUUAAGGAAAAAACAAAGUUCACUUAA